UUCAUCAAACACACAACACAUCCACAACUUGACAAAUUAAACCAUCAUACACAUAAACCAAAGCCUAGACCAAAACAAUAAUAAAGCUUUAAUUUUCAUUAUGGGAGGAGCUUCACCGACGGCGAAGUUCGAUGACGGCAAGAAGGCGUAUGGAGCGGUGGUGCUGAUACAACUGAUCUACGCCGGAAUGUUCCUCCUCUCCAAGGCGGCGCUCGACGGCGGCUUCAAGACUUCCAUCUUCGUCUUCUACCGGCAGGCCUUGGCCGCCGCCCUCGUCGUCCCUCUCGCCCUUUUCCUCGAAUGGAAGCACGCGCCGCCGCUCUCCCUGCCCACCUUCUGCAAAAUCUUCGCCCUCUCCCUCUUCGGGAUAACGUUGAGCUUGAACGUCAAUGGGAUAGCUUUGAUCUACACUUCAGCCACUUUGGGUGCUGCUUCUGUUAAUACCCUGCCAGCCAUUACGUUCUUCAUGGCUCUUCUAUUUGGAAUGGAGACAUUGAAGGUGAGGACAAAAUCAGGGAUGUCAAAGCUAGCUGGGAUAGUGAUAUGCAUGGGAGGAGUAGCAGUUCUUGCUUUCUACAAAGGCCCCCAUUUCAAGGUUUUGUCCCUCUUUAAACAUGAUGACCUCCAUGGACAUGACCUUAGAUCUCAACACGCUAGCUCUUCUCAUAAGAACACAUGGGUGAAAGGUUGUUUCUUGAUGCUCUUCUCCAACCUCAGCUGGGGCUUCUGGCUCGUCUUUCAGGCAAUACUUCUGAAAAGCUACCCAUCAAAGCUUCUAUUCACAGCUCUCCAAUGCUUUCUGAGUUCGAUUCAGUCCUUAGUGGUUGCAGUUGCCAUUGAGAGAAAUCCCCAGGAGUGGAAGCUCGGCUGGAAUAUGAGACUCAUGGCUGUCACUUAUUGUGGAGUUGUGGUGACUGGCGUGACAUAUUAUUUGCAAGCAUGGGUUCUAGAGAAGAAAGGUCCAGUCUUUUUAGCCAUGUCAACUCCUUUGGCUUUGAUCUUCACAAUGUUGUUUUCUGCAAUACUAGGCGACUUCAUCAACCUUGGAAGUGUAUUGGGUGGAAUGUUGUUAGUUGGAGGACUUUAUAGUGUUCUAUGGGCAAAAGGCAAAGAAGAAAAGAUGAUGAUUGCUGAAAAUAUUGAUGAGAAGAUGAAGACUACACAAGUGGAAAAGCAUAGCUUGGAGCUUACACAAGUUGUUACAAUCAUUAGCAUCCCCAAUCACCAAAUGCCACAAGCCAAUGAAUCGAGUUGAGUUUUGAUGGGGAAAUUAAGAUCUUAACAAGGGAAAUGGGAAUGAUUGGAGUUUUUCUAAAGAAAAAGGGGUAGGAAACCAUCUCCUCCAUUUUAAGAUCUCGUGUUAACAACCAUAAGGAUCGAGUAGAGGUUCCAGGUCGGAGCAACAACAUAGUUGCACCCUAAAAGCAUUCCUUUUCAUAGGCACUUUGAUUUUCAACUAAUUGAUCACUACAAAAUUGUAAACAUACGGACUUGUAACAACAUAUGUUCACUUAACCUUUACCUUACCUUACGUUAUGGGCUAAGAGUAAUGAAUCCUUUUAUUGGGUUAGAGUUUUGAGUUGAUAAGUCUACCUUUUUUAUAUGUGGGAUACUGAUGUUUAGUUUCGAGCCCUAGGUUUGAAAGUUGUUUC
Molecule: messenger RNA, 1652 nt
Organism: Linum tenue
Lineage: Eukaryota; Viridiplantae; Streptophyta; Magnoliopsida; Malpighiales; Linaceae
Source: the annotation of a GenBank genome assembly